ACAGUAUUCAAACGUUAAUGUCUAGUUUUAUUCCGCGGUCAACAGAGAGCGCCAUCGCUUUAAAACAGUUCGCUGUACUUUCAGCCAAUGGCGUCGCUGUAAUGCACCGGUGGGCUGCCCUCUGUUAUGGCCAGCCCAUGCCGCGACGACUCUUUUUAAUUCCGGUGCCACUCAAGGACGGAGGCAAUGGAAAGUUUUUGUUCAUUUGGAAUUACGAGGAGUCGGUAGGGUCCGUGUAGAUGGAGGUUCGUGUGACACACGGCAGCACACGGUCGUCGGACGUCAUAUGUUGUUGAAAUAGAGGGAAGAGCAGGAGGGGAAACAUGAGUCGGCAGCCGCAGCAGCAGUCCCAGGGAGUGGUCUUGACGGGUUACCACAGCAACGCAGAACUCUUGCCCAAACCGGGACUGUGUGUGCCGUGUCCAUCAGCCCAGGAGCAACACCCCCCUGCGGCCAGCAGAAGAACAGGCCACUACAGUGUCCAGCAGAGCCACAGCGGCCUUCCCGGGGACGGACAUGGUGGACCGAUCGAGCCAGCCUUGACUCUGCCCAAUCCAAGUGUGGAGACGCAGCGUCCUCGAUCCUCUGUCUGCUCUAACCCUGGCUCCAGUCCCAGACACAGCCCCAACGGCAAGCUCAGACACCGGCCAGCAUGUCAUCGCUGCAACUCUCAAGACUCGUUGGAUGAGCUGGAGAUGGACGACUACUGGAAGGAAGUGGAGAACAUCACUCGCUCUGCAGGGGGUGCUGCAGAAAAGGAGGAGGGCCAGAGUGUUGGGAGUGAAGGGGAGUCGCUAGAGGAGGAACAACAGAAACCCCCUGAUGAGGGGGAGCAGGAGGAGGCGUGGCUCACGGAGGCGGGACUUGCGCAGCUGUUCGAUGACUCAUUGGGGACUGACCAGGAACAGGAAGAGGACAGCGCCGCAUUCCUGUCCACGCUGACCAGAACUCAGGCGGCGGCUGUGGAGCGGCGCGUGGCCUCGCUACAGCAAACGCUGCGGCGGCGCAACCGGCAGCACCUCCCCGAUGUCAGGGAUAUAUUCAGGCAGCCCGAAAAGUUACAGGAUAAAGAGCCUCGAGAGGUCAAAGAAGGAAGUGAGAGCGCAGCAAACGACGCCAACUCAGCCGAACCAGAGACAGUCAUGAACGUUGACGUGGCAUUUUCAGAGCAAGCACUCAGCUACAGGGACAACCAGCAUCGUCUCACCACCAAAACAAGCCCCAACUCGCCAGAUGACAAGUUACCGAACUUCAGGCUACUCAGAGACAAAACCGGUCAGACCAGAAUUGGACAACUGUCCCCGAUGGAUAUGAAAAAGGUCCGAAGACUCGCUCUGGUGGAGAUGACCGCUCUUUUUGACACAGGCAGUAUCGACCUGAAGGCUCACAAGGCUGUCAAAAUGAAGACCAAAGAAAGUGGCCUCUUUGGGGUUCCCCUCAUUACUUUAUUAGAACAGGACCAGAGGAGAGCCGCUGGGACCAAAGUGCCUUUCAUCCUGCAAAGGUUUAUCAGCCACAUCGAAGAGGCAGGAUUAGACACAGAGGGCCUGCUGAGGAUCCCUGGCGCUGCCACUCGAGUCAAAUUUCUCUGCCAGGAGCUGGAGUCUUGCUUUUACGAAGGGACGUUUUCGUGGCAACAGUUGAAGCAGCAUGACGCAGCGAGCCUAUUAAAGCUGUUCAUCAGGGAGCUGCCUCAUUCGUUGCUGACUGUCGAGUACCUCAACGCCUUCAUCGCAGUCAACAAGCUGCCCACAAAGAAACAGCAGCUGCAGGCUCUUAACCUGCUUCUUCUUUUGUUGCCUGAGGCCAAUCGGGAUAGUUUAAAGGCCCUGAUGGAGUUCUUCCAGUGUGUGAUUGACCACCAGGCCAACAACAAAAUGACCCUCAAUAACGUCUCGGUCGUCAUGGCGCCCAAUAUCUUCAUGUUCAAGGGCUGCCGUUCAAAGGUCACAGAGCAGCAGGAGUUCUCCAUGGCGACAGGCACUGCCAACAUCGUGCGGCUGCUCAUUAGAUACCAGAACCUGCUGUGGACUAUCCCCAAGUUUAUCCUGACACAGGUGCGACGGCAGAACAUGGAGAGCCAGCGCAAGCAGAACAAAGAGCGAGCGAUGAGGAAACUACUGAAGAAGAUCACCCCUGAGAAACCACCUGACAAAUCUAUACCCGAGCAGGAGAGCUCGCAGGGCUUCAUCCGCGUCCAUGCGCCACAGUUCAGCAAAGUGUCCAUGGCUGUUCAGCUCACUGAAGACUUGCAGGCGGCCGACGUCCUUACGCGCUUUCUCAGCCAGGACAGUUCUGUGGCGGUGAAGCAAGAGGAGCUUUGUCUAUACGAGAUUGGCGGAAACAUCAAAGAGCGAUGCCUGGAUGGAGAAACUUACAUGAAAGACCUCUUCCAACUCAACCCUGCAGCGGAGUGGGUUAUUAAAUCAGCACAGUGACGACCCCUCACACCAAAAUAUGCAGAUUCCAGAACAAGACGUCCUCUAAUUGCUCAUUUACUUUUAAUGCCUUUAAACCAUUUGAACCGU
Messenger RNA from Nerophis lumbriciformis (worm pipefish), 2528 nucleotides. RefSeq names its product Rho GTPase activating protein 18 (gene arhgap18). The record is from RefSeq and is a predicted model, not a curated record. Gene Ontology annotation, cellular component: cytoplasm. Gene Ontology annotation, biological process: regulation of small GTPase mediated signal transduction; regulation of actin filament polymerization; signal transduction. Gene Ontology annotation, molecular function: GTPase activator activity. Lineage: Eukaryota; Metazoa; Chordata; Actinopteri; Syngnathiformes; Syngnathidae.